Molecule: messenger RNA, 635 nt
Organism: Lasiosphaeria miniovina
Lineage: Eukaryota; Fungi; Ascomycota; Sordariomycetes; Sordariales; Lasiosphaeriaceae
Exons: 1
Coding region: 6-590 (194 amino acids)
Source: RefSeq, a predicted model, not a curated record
GGUCCAUGGUGCCUGUGCGGAAGCCCGGCCGGCCGCUGAGAGACUGCCCCCAUUUGCCAGGUAAAGACUGCGAUUGCAGCAGCGAGUCCAAGGCGGCGGCGGUGGCGGCGGCGGCGGUGGCAGGCUCGGCAUCAGCACCACACGGCAGCAGCACUGUUAUUAAUAAUGAUCGAACAGCCAGACCACCAACACGGACUGGUUUAGCCUUGGAGCUUAAUAUUAGCUCGAGGUACGAUCCGCCAGCGUUGGCGUACCAGGACCAGACAUACCAUUACGAUGACAUGGCCGGGUCCGGGCCGGUCGGGCCGGACCCGGGACAGCUUUGCCAUCACGAUGUUCUGCCCAUAACCAGCAUCCCCUUCGCAGCAGCCGCCCAUAUAUAUCUGGGGGGCACAAUACCGUCGCAACCGCCAUCUACGCUAUUAUUAGGUAUUGUCACCGAACCACCAAGUCUCGAGCCGGCCACAGAUUCCGAGCAGCAGCAGCAGCAGCAGUUCCUCGACGCCGCUGGCCCUCAAGACACGCUGGACGGCUUCUUCUCGCCCCCCGGCCGACGAGAAACCUCGUAUUAUUAUCCGCACACAAUAUAAAUGCGGCGGCCAGCAGCAGCAGCAGCAGCAGCAGCAGCAGCAGCA